AUGUCUGUUAUCUGGAGCAUUGGUGCCACGUGUGACGAGAACAGUCGUGAGCAAUUUAGCAACAUACUGCGUACCGUGGCUCAGCGUAACAACCAUGCUGAUUCGUUGCCAGCUGAAGGAAGUAUCUACGACUACUGCUUUGUCUACUCCGCCUCACCCGAGGAUGAGGUGGAGCCACGUUGGGUGCACUGGAAUGACCUCUGCGAGAGGUGUGACAUUGGGCGGAUGACAAAGUACGAAGACGUUAUGGUGCCUACAAUAGACAACACACGCCAGAAGUAUGUGCUGCGGCACCUGCUGAUGCAAAAAGCAAAUGUGGUGGCUGUUGGCCCGACUGGCACUGGCAAGACGGUCUCUGUGAGUGAUCUUGUACUUGGUGGGCUACCAGACCGCUUCCUUGGCCUAACCUUUACGUUUUCACCACAGACAAAGGCGGGCGUGCUGCAAAACUCUCUCAUGUCUAAAUUUGACAAGCGCCGUUCCCACGUGUAUGGUGCCCCCAUCGGUAAGCAUUUUCUCGUCUUUAUUGAUGAUGCGAAUUUGCCACAAAAGGAACGCUACGGCGCCCAGCCACCGUUAGAGCUGCUGCGUCAGUUGUUGGGUCAUGGUGGUUUCUACGGUUUCACAGGUGGCAUCCGAUGGAACGCUAUCAUUGACACAUCGUUUGUCAUGGCGAUGGGACCGCCAGGUGGAAGCCGCACACAAGUGUCAAACCGUCUCAUGCGUUACCUCAACUAUGUGUCGUUUCCCGAGAUGUCGGAGGUGUCAAAGCGGACCAUUUUGAACACGAUUCUCACAGGGGGUCUUCAUCAGCGUGGUGUGAAGGAGGAACUCAUUGAACUUUCCUCCAAACUCGUGGAAGGCACUCUACGGGUCUUUGGAAACUGCCGCAAAGCCUUUGUACCGACGCCAUCCCAUGUGCAUUAUUCGUUUAAUAUGCGUGAUGUGAUGCGGGUGUUCCCCAUGAUUUUUGCCAGUGACGCGAAGAGUGUGCCGAACGAGGAGGUGUUGGUGAAGCAAUGGAUGCAUGAGAUGCAGCGUGUGUUCUACGACCGGCUCAUCUGCUCAGAAGACCGUGAACAAUUUAUUGCCUUUCUCAAUGAGGAACUCGCAAUGUUGGGCUACGAGGGUGGGUACCACGCGUUGGUGCCGGAAGGUAGACUCAUCUUUGGGGACUUUAUGUCUGAUCAUGACCGAAGUUACAGUCAAAUUGAUGACAUAAAUGUUCUUGCUUCCUUCUUCAACGAACAACUAAACGCCUACAACGACGCCAAUGAGACCGUUAUGGAUCUUGUGCUCUUCCUUGAUGCCAUUGAGCACGUUUGUCGCAUCACCCGCGUACUGGGUUUGCCAAAUGGUCACUGUCUUCUACUGGGCAUUGGUGGUUCCGGCCGUAAGUCCCUGACCCGGCUCGCGUGUUUUCUCAUUCCCGACAUGGACGUCUUCACGAUUGAGUUUACAAAGAACUUUGGUGUAAAGGAGUGGCAUGAGUCGCUGGCGACAUUGUUGCUGGACUGCGGAAAGAACGAGAGAAAACGCACCUUUCUGUUUUCAGAUACCCAACUGGUUCACCCCACACUGAUGGAGGAUGUCGCCGGGCUCCUAACCUCAGGCGAUGUACCUAACCUAUUUGAAGACCAGGACAUUGAGCUCAUCAACAACAAAUUUAAGGGUGUGUGUAUGAGCGAGAAUCUGCCAACGACAAAGGUGUCGGUAUAUGCAAGGUUUAUUAAGGAGGUUCGAACGAACCUUCAUAUUGUCUUGGCAUUUUCACCUAUUGGUGAGGUGUUUCGCAGUCGAAUACGUAUGUUUCCUUCAUUAAUUACCUGCUGUACGAUUGACUGGUUUGCAGAGUGGCCUGGUGAAGCACUUCUCUCCGUGGCUAAUGCUCAGCUGUCCGUUGCAAACUUGGAUAUUCAGAAUGAGGAGAUGAAAAGUCUCGCUGAGUGCUUUAAAUCAAUGCACUUGUCUGCGUCGGAGACAACGGAGCGCUUUUUUGUGGAGACACACCGUCGUUCCUAUGUGACACCAACGUCCUACCUUUCCCUGCUCAACAAUUACACGGUUCUUGUGGAGAACAAACGACGAUUUGUACUGGAGCAGUGCAAUCGCCUGGAGAACGGACUAGAGAAGUUGUACGAUACGGAGGAGCGUGUCGUCGAGUUGGAGAGUCAACUGAAGGCGCAGCAGCCUGUUCUAGAGAGGAAAAAGACGGAAAUUCAGGAGAUUAUGGAACAGCUACGUGUGGAUCGCAAAGAUGCCGCGGAGAAGGAGGUAUCGGCGCGGCAGGAAGAGGCCGUUGCGACGGCAAAGGCAGAGGAGUGUUCCAAGAUGCGCCGGGAAUGUGCGGAUCGAUUGGCGGAGGCUGAACCCGCCCUACAGGAGGCGGUGAAGGUGCUAUCGAGGAUUAAGGCGGCUGAAAUUUCCGAGUUGAACAAGUACCAGAACCCACCCAAGGGUGUACAGUACGUGAUGGAGGCCGUCGCACUGCUGCUCACGUUUGGAAACUGCCCACGAGAAUUUUAUACGGGACCACCUGGAGCCAAGAAAACCCCAGAUUGGUGGCUGUGCGCCAAGUCGUACAUGAAGAAUGCGAAUCAGCUGCUGGACACGUUGGUACCGCCCCCUGAGAAGGGUGGCUUUGACCGCGAGGCGAUGGAUAUGCCACUUAUUGAGAAGGUGAGGGCGUAUUAUGAUAACGAAGAGUUCCUGCCGGAAAAGGUGAAGACGGUCUCCGUGCCAUGUAUGGCGAUGUGUCAAUGGGUGCGUGCAAUGUACAAGUGGUUUUUUGUGAAUCGUGAGAUUCAGCCCCUGCGUGAGAGACUUGCGGCGGCGGAAAGUGAAUUGCGACGUGUCAACGCAGCUCUCGCUAAUACACGCAUGAAACUGGAUGCUGUUGUUGAGGCUGUGGCGACGCUUGAGCGGGAGUUCACGGAGGCUGUAGAAACACAGAUGGAGCUUGAAAACGAGGUAGAGGAGAUAAGUCAGAAGCUGCAACGUGCUGCCCGGCUUAUUGACGGCCUUGGUGGCGAGAAGGUGCGAUGGAUGGAGCUCGUUGAACAAUACAGGGCACAGCGGGAGUGUAUAUCGGGGGAUAUGUUGGUGGCUGCAGCCUCAAUUGCGUACUGCGGCCCCCUCACCGGUCCCUACCGUCGACAUCUCCUUGAUGCAUGGGCUGGCAUCCUCGCCAGGGUCGGCAUCAAGACCAGUGAACACAUGGACCUCGUCGCCACCACUGGGGAUCCUGUGCGGAUACAGGAGUGGCAAGUGUGUGGGUUGCCAAAGGAUUCACUUUCUACGGAGAAUGCCAUCAUUCUCACAAAUGCACGGACGUGGCCGCUCUUAAUUGAUCCACAGGGGCAAGCGAAUGAGUGGAUUCGAAAUUGGCACAGGAACGACAACUUGCAGGUUUGUAAGGCCUCGGAGGAGAAGUUCAUGAAAAUUGUGGAAGGUGCCAUUCGUCUUGGCCUUCCGUGUUUACUGGAAAAUGUGGGAGAAUCUCUUGACCCAGCGUUGGAGCCGGUGCUGUUGCGUAAUGUCUUCCUUAUUGGCAGCACACCCCACAUUCGUGUCGGGGACUCCGCGAUCCCGUACGAUAGAAACUUUCGUUUUUACAUGACGACGAAGCUUCCAAAUCCCUCCUACACUCCAGAGACUAUUGUGAUGGUGUCUUUGUUGAACUUCUUUAUUACACGCAGCGGGUUGGAGGAUCAGCUGUUGGGCAAAACGGUGGAAAAGGAACGCAGUGAUUUGGAGCAGGAGAAACAAAAGCUGAUUCGGGACUCCGCGGAGAAGAGUCGGGAGCUUAAAGAGAUGCAGGAGAAAAUCUUGAGUAUGCUAGAAGAGGCGGAGGGUGACAUUCUCGACCAGGAGGACCUUAUCAUUGCAUUAGAAAAGAGUAAGCUCAAGUCCACGGAAAUUAAGGAUGAUCUUCGACGGGCGCGGGAGACGGAGAAGACGAUUGACGAAACUCGAGAUAAAUAUCGUCCCCACGCAUAUCGUGGCGCACUACUUUUUUUCUGCGUCUCGGAGCUUGCCAUGGUGGAUCCCAUGUAUCAAUUUUCCCUCCAGUGGUUCAUUAACCUGGUGCUGCUUGCGGUAGACAAAACGGAGCCGGCUGAAGACAUCGAGACACGUGUCAACAACCUAGUAGACUACUUUAUGUACUCCUUCUACACGAAUGUCUGCCGUUCCUUGUUUGAGCGUCACAAGUUGACGUUCUCCUUUUUUCUCUGCACCUCCAUCCUGCAGCAGGAGGGCAAACUUAACGGCGACGAGUAUCUUUACCUGCUAAAAGGGCCAACAAGCCGAGGAGGCACCGCGGCAAACCCUGCCCCAGAAUGGCUCACCGACAACUCCUGGAAUGAAAUUCAAUUUGUCAGUGACAGUCUCCCUGGUUUUGCAGGGUUUGCUCAACACGUGUCUGAAAAUUGUGAACACUAUAAGAUGCUGUUUGACAGCUCCUCGGCACAUACGUACCCCCUCGUGGGUGAAUGGAUUGAACGGGAGACGAAGCUGCGGCGUCUUAUCAUUACACGUUGCUUCCGGAAGGACAAACUUGCACCAGCUAUUCAGGAAUUUGUGAAGUUUUUCAUGGGGGAGCGGUUUAUUCUUGUUCCUCAGUUUGAUCUUAUGGAUGCAUACAAGGACAGUACAUGCCUGACACCACUUAUCUUUAUCAUUUCGCCAGGCUCGGACCCCAUGAAUGAUCUUCUGCGCUUUGCGGAACAAAUGCGGAUGUCGAAGAAGAUGGACAAGGUGUCACUCGGCCAGGGACAAGGACGCAAAGCGGAGGAGCUACUGAAUAACGGCCGAGAGCGUGGUCAGUGGGUGCUUCUGCAAAAUUGUCAUUUGGCAACCUCAUGGAUGCCAACCUUGGAGGCCAUUGUGGAAACCUUUACUCCUGAAACCGUGCGAAAGGAGUUUCGUCUCUGGCUGACGUCGAUGCCGUUGGAGUCGUUCCCUGUUUCUGUCCUGCAAAUCGCUGUGAAAAUGACUAAUGAACCGCCCAUGGGGCUGCGUGCAAAUGUGACACGAUCGUAUUACGGCCUCACCGACGAGGAUUUAGAUCACGCGAGCAAACCUGAUGAGUUUAAAAAGAUGGUUUUCGCACUUUGCCUCUUCCAUGGCGUGAUUCAGGAGCGUCGCAAGUUUGGCUCCUUGGGUUUUAACAUCGCCUACGAAUUCAAUGAUUCCGACCGUAACGUCUGCCUCCUGCAGCUUCGCAAGUUUAUGUCUCUCUACGACGAGGUUCCCUUUGACGUGCUAACCUUCCUUACAUGUGAGAUUAACUACGGUGGGCGUGUGACGGAUGACUGGGACAGACGCUGCAUGUUGGCUCUCGUAAAAACGUUUAUUAACCCCGAUGUGCUAAACGAUGGUUACGCUUUCUCGCCCUCCGGGUUGUACCGCACCAUUGAACCAUUUGACCGACACCACUACCUGAAUCUUUUCAGCACCUGGCCGCUGAAUCCGGACCCAGAGAUUUUUGGCUUACAUGACAAUGCUGACAUCACAUGUGCACAAAGCGAAAGUGCCAAUGUCCUUUCCACCAUCUUAUCUCUCGUCUCGCGUGAAGAGUCGGGAUCAUCACACAUGAGUCGCGAGGAGGUGCUAACACGGACGGCAAAGGGCAUCCAAGAGAAGCUGCCCCAGAUGUUUAACGUACAGGAUUUUUAUGCAAAGUAUCCUACACGGUACGAGGAGUCCAUGAAUACUGUUCUUGUUCAGGAGGCUGUGCGGUACAAUCGUCUUCUUCGUUUUGUUCGCACCAGUCUCGCGGAGUUUUCCAAGGCGGUGCGAGGUGAAGUCGUUAUGUCAGCAGAGCUUGAGGCAGUUGGGUCAAGCUUUUUCAUCAACGCCGUCCCCGCGUCAUGGGUUGCCUUGGCGUAUCCAUCCAUGAAGCCUCUCUCGAGUUGGGUUGACGAUUUGGUACAACGCGUGCAGUUUAUUCAGUCGUGGUACGACAAUGGCGUGCCAAAGGUUCUCUGGAUGGGCGGAUUCUUCUUCCCCCAGGCGUUUCUUACUGGCACACUGCAGAACUAUGCCCGUCGCACCAGCGUCGCCAUUGACUCCGUUUCCUUCGCCUUUGAGCUGCUAGAGGAGAAGGAUUUUUCCCAGGUGGAGGCGCGUGCGGAGGGGGCCAUUGUGUACGGACUUUACAUGGAGGGCGCGCGGUGGGACGCUGCGAUGCGCACCCUCGCAGAGUCGCGACCAAAGGAGCUGUACGUGGAGAUGCCGCUCAUUCACCUGGACCCGCGGGUCGACCACGUCAACGACCCUAAGGAUUAUGUGUGCCCAGUGUACAAGACGCUGACCCGCGCCGGCACGCUGAGCACCACUGGACACUCAACGAACUUUAUUUUGCCCAUUUGCAUUCCCACCGACCUCGAGCCGGAGCACUGGGUGAAGCGAGGCGUGGCGUGUGUGGUGUCUCUGAACUUCUAG
This is a messenger RNA of Trypanosoma rangeli, 6447 nucleotides long. Its product is annotated as dynein, axonemal, heavy polypeptide 1. The coding region runs from base 1 to 6447 and encodes 2148 amino acids. Gene Ontology annotation, cellular component: dynein complex. The record is from RefSeq and is a predicted model, not a curated record. Gene Ontology annotation, biological process: microtubule-based movement. Lineage: Eukaryota; Euglenozoa; Kinetoplastea; Trypanosomatida; Trypanosomatidae. The transcript has a single exon. Gene Ontology annotation, molecular function: dynein intermediate chain binding; minus-end-directed microtubule motor activity; dynein light intermediate chain binding.